UUGAUCCAUUCUUACACGAAACCAAAGUGCUAUUACCCAAACAUCAACUUGCAUUCUCUCCACCUCCGAUCCGCUAAACGCAACAGCCAUGAGUUUGAGGAAAUGCGCGUUUGUGUUCAUGUUAAGAGAUUUAUACGAACACCCUUCUCAUGUUGGACAUCGUCUUAAGCUUCUCACAACCGGAGCGCCUAACCACACCGACCCGAAAUGCCACCUCUGCGGUAAAAAUACCAAGCGCCUUCUGUACCAUUGCUCCGUUUGCAAACUCAAUUUGGAUUUUAGUUGCAUCUUUGAUUACUUUAGUAGCCAAGCACAUCUGAUAUAUUCGUGGCACCACCAUCCUCUACUCUUUUUUGGUUUUCGUGUUCAGUUGCAGUGCGACGUUUGUCAUAUGUCUCACAGAAAUGGUUACUUUUGCUCACGUUGCCAGUUGGUGGUUCAUAAGGAAUGCGUCUCAAAAAUUGAAUCAGCAGAGAUCACUCACCCUUUUCAUGCCAGACACCCUCUUAAGCUACUCACAGAUGGAGCUCCUGAUUACACAGACCCAGAAUGUCAUAUAUGUGGAAAAGAAACAGCAAACUUACUUUAUCAUUGUGAUAAGUGUAAGUUCAACCUGGAUAUUGAUUGUGCGAUUGGUAACCCCCAACGACUUUCUCUUUCAAAGCUAAAGGUCCAUGAGCAUACACUCACACUCAUGCCAAAAUUGAUGUUCUUUGUUUGUGAUGCUUGUGGGAAGAAAGGCGACCAUGCUCCUUAUACCUGCGUUCAAUGUGAUUUCAUGUUCUUCCAUCAAAAAUGUGCUUAUUUGCCACUUGUCAUUAAUGUCAAUCACCAUGAGCACCGCGUUUCAUUCAAGUAUCCUCUUGGUCCUGGAGAAUGGAUAUGUGGAGUUUGUUGGGAAGAGAUAAAUUGGUCAUAUGGGGCUUAUUCUUGUUCAUCUUGUCCUAACUACGCUAUUCAUUCAAGAUGUGCAACAAGGAAAGACGUGUGGGAUGGGAAAGAGCUCGAUGGAGUACCUGAAGUUAUUGAAGAUGUCAAGCCGUUUAAGAUGAAUGAUGACAACACAAUCACUCAUUUCACUCAUGAACAUAACAUGAGCCUCAACAAAGUAACUCAAGAAAGAAGCAUCUGUGAAGCAUGUGUUCUUCCCAUCGACUCUUACACAUCCUACAAAUGUUCGAAAUCAGAUUGCUGUUUUAUCCUCCAUGAAACUUGUGCUAAUCUUCCUAAGAAGAGACGACACUUUUUGAGCCCACAACCCCUCACUCUUCGCCCCCAAAGCCAACACAAGAAAGAAACUAUUUGUCGAGCUUGUGAUCAAGUUUUUUGCCAAGGAUUCGUCUACUCUACAUAUCAGAAACAGAAUUUUGACUUAUUGUGCAGUUCGAUUACUGUGCCUUUUAAACAUGGAAGUCAUCAUCAUCAUUUGCUCUACGUCAAACUAGAGGUUGGUCACAUGAAGACUUGCCAAAACUGCGGUAUUGACCAAAAAGAAGUCGUCCUAGGUUGUAUCAAAUGCAACUACUUUUUGGAUUUUCGUUGUGCCACUCUACCAUAUACGGUAAGACUUCCCAGGUACGAUGAUCAUCCACUCACUCUUUGUUAUGGUGAAAACGCAAGCGGAAAAUAUUGGUGUGAUAUUUGCGAAAGAGAAACAAAUUCAAAGACUUGGUUCUACACUUGUAAAGAUUGCGGGGUCACUUUACAUGUCUUUUGUGUAGUUGGGGAUAUUAGAUAUGCUAAACCAGGAGGAAGCAUCAACAACAAUCUUGAGUUGGUGCCUAACAAUAGAUCUUCAAGACCACUUUGCCGCAACUGUCAUUGCCAUUGUCCAGCUCCCUUCAUUCUUAAGGAUUCUGUCGAAGACAAUUUUUGUUCUUACUAUUGUUUCAGCCGUUGCAAACCCUGGAUGUCCCUCAUGAAGAAGGAAAAAGGCAUAUGCCCUCCAUGGACCAAAAAUUGAAUCAAGCAAGACAAGAUUCUCAAAUCAAAAAUGUAUAAAGCAUUUGAUUCCUGUCAUUUGUUUCUUUUAUUUAAUUAUGUUAUUUGUUUCAGUUGUGAAGAAGAGGAGAAUUGGUCUUUAUGAACCAUAUCCUCCACUAUACAUGUUUCUCUUGUUGGUAAGAGUUACAAUUCCAUCCUUUUGCUUCUU
Messenger RNA from Arabidopsis lyrata subsp. lyrata, 2152 nucleotides. RefSeq lists its product as uncharacterized. The record is from RefSeq and is a predicted model, not a curated record. The transcript is spliced from 2 exons. The coding region runs from base 89 to 1963 and encodes 624 amino acids. Lineage: Eukaryota; Viridiplantae; Streptophyta; Magnoliopsida; Brassicales; Brassicaceae.